This is a messenger RNA of Closterium sp. NIES-65, 1977 nucleotides long. The record is from the annotation of a GenBank genome assembly. Lineage: Eukaryota; Viridiplantae; Streptophyta; Zygnematophyceae; Desmidiales; Closteriaceae.
AUGCGCCUCGCUGGGGGACACACGACAUUGAUAUGGCAUGACGACCCACUUGUUAUUCCUCGCCAAGAUCUAAACACCCACCUCCUCUUUCUCCGCUUCCUCCUCUCCUUCCGUCUCCUUCCGCUCCCUUCCGCUCCCUCCGCCCCUUUCCCUUCCCCCCGCCUGCCCUCCCGCCCUUGUCCGUCGCGCAGACUCAUAUGGCAUUGGCGCUCGUCCUCCGCGGAGCCUCACAUACCAUUGGCGCGCUUCGUCCUCCUCGGAGUCUCACCCGGGACGGGCAGCCAAUGGGGAGCAACCCGACUCCAGCGUAAGCAGAAGGGGGGAGGGGGGAAUGGGGAAAAUGUGGGAGAACGGGGGGUGGCGGAAGGGACGGAGGCGGGAGAGGGGGGAGGGGAAUGUGUUAGAAUGGGGACGGGAAGCGGGGUGACAUUAGGGAAGGGGGAAAUCGAGCGGUUCCGCCCAGGUGGACUACGCGUGCAACGGGCUCAUGGAGGGCAGCGCCGUCGUCAUGGCGCCCUGAAGCCUCAUGUUCUGCCUUCCCCCCCCCUCUGUGCGUGCCUUCCCCCCCCCUCUGUGCGUGCCUUCCCCCCCCCUCUGUGUGUGCCUUCCCCCCCCCUCUGUGCGUGCCUUCCCCCCCCCUCUGUGUGUGCCUUGCCUCCCCCUCUGUGUGUGCCUUCCCCCCCCCUCUGUGUGUGCCUUCCCCCCCCCUCUGUGUGUGCCUUGCCUCCCCCUCUGUGUGUGCCUGCUCUUCCGCCCUCCUCCCAAUGGUUCCUCUCAGAUAGACUCUACUCGUGCAACGGCCUCAUGGCGGGGGAGGGGACGCCACCGUCAUGGCGCCCUGGAGCCUCACGUCCAGCCUUCCCCCCCCCCCCCUUCCAGUGGCUCCGCGCAGGUGGACUACUCGUGCAACGGCCUCAUGGCGGGGGACGUUACCGUCAUGGCGCCCGCGCCCACACAUUCAGCGACUCCCCCCACCCUUGCUCCCCAACCCCCCCCCUCCGCACUCCCCCCAGUGGUUCCGCGCAGGUAGACUACGCCUGCAACGGCCUCAUGGCGGGGGACGCCACCGUCAUGGCGCCCGCGCCCGCCCCCUCCCCCGACUCGCCUUCCCCCCCGCCUCCCCCCUCCACCACGCCCUCCCCCCCGCCCCCGUCGGGCGGAACCCCCCCCACCAAGGGCGUGCUGUGCCCCGCGUCCACGUUCGAUGGAUACGAGUAUCAGCUGGAGCUGGGCAGUGGCAACUACCUGCUCCACUGGAAGUUCGCCUCCAACACGGUCAUCAACUUCCUGCUCGAAGCCCGAUCCAACACCAUCAUCAAAGACGCGUGGAUGGCCGUCGGAUUCUCCAAAAAAGGCAAAAUGAAGGGCUCGGAUGCAGUCAUCGGGAACCUCCCGGGCGUGGGCGCGUUCUACAUGAGCGGUUACCGCCUGAAGGACAUCCAGCAGACGUCACUCCCCCUCGGGACCACGUCGGUGUCGACCACGAGUGAGGGCGGCACGUCCAUUGCGUUCAGCCGCACGGUGGGCACGGGGAACGUGCCGCUGAAGCUCAACACCACCAGCUACCUCAUCUGGGCGUUCGCCCAGACGGUCACCAAGAAGCUCUAUUUCCACGGCAUGAACCAGGGCGGGUAUGCACUGGACUGGGCGUGCUACCAGGCGCCCAAGGCCCUGUGGGGCGGCGGGCCCGACUACGACAGCGAUGACUCGGAUGUUGACAAGGACUACUCCGGCGGCCCCUGGCAGGGCGCCAGCCUCCCCACUGAUGCUGCUGCUGGUGGUGGCCUCACUGCCACUCUUGCUGAUCAGGGGCAAACCAGCAGUGCAGGUGCAGCUGGUGCUGCUAGUGCAGAUGCUGCUGCUGGUGCUGCCGAUGCUGCUGUUGCUGGUGCUGGGAAUCGGAAGUCGGGAGUGAGCUUCUAUGAUGGAGCGGCGGGGCAUUCGAAUGGCGAGUGGUGGCAGGAGAGGAGUCCUUGA